Prorocentrum cordatum is the source of this 1611-nucleotide messenger RNA. The record is from the annotation of a GenBank genome assembly. NCBI's taxonomy places the organism in Eukaryota, Dinophyceae, Prorocentrales, Prorocentraceae.
AGCUCUUUUGGCUCAAGCUAAAAGUUGUGAAGGGCUAUGGACGCCUGAGAACCAGCGUCUAGCUUUGGGCCUUCCGUAACCUGCUUUCGAGCGGAGCUGAGGGUUCCCUUUCGUGUCGUAUUCCUUCCUUUCGUGCUCGCCCGUGGUCAUGGCUCCCGCUCCACCAUGCAGCCGCGGCACUGCUGCUCAGCGUACUACUGGCAGCUAUGGGGGCCAGCCUGGGAGCCGGGUGUUUCAGCCCGAACAGCGGGGAGAGCAAGGCGAAUGGCGCCAACGGCGCAGGCAGAAACAGUAUAACGUGUGUUCCUUUUGCAACCACUGGGAGUACGCGAGUCGUGGACAUGAGGUGUGCUCGAAGUGUGUGGGGGUCGCCUAUUUGGACCGAGGCGCCCAUGUCGAUGGUCUACGUGGAGCUGCUGCAGCCCCUGCGGCAGUCGCGGGUGCUGGCCCGCAUGACGAGCAGCUGCGCGCCGCCGCUGCCACCUUGCUGGCGGCUCGGCCUGAGCUACGUGAUACGCUGGGCGAUCUGGCGGCGCAGCCUGCGCCCGUGGUCGUGCUCACCCCAGCCCAGCUCGACCCGGCGGCGCUUGGCCAAAGUGGUUGAGGAUUCAGCUCGGCAGGUGCGCCUGGCAUGCCAGGGCGCCGAGCAGAAGCGCACGAAAUCGCAGAACAUUCGAGAGCAGCUUGACGACGCGUGCGGGGUCUUGCUGGAGGCCGGGGAGGCCCAGACCAUCGCCCAGCAAGUCCAGCGCGAUGCGGACCAGGCGAUGCAGGCCUUCAGCCCUGAAGUGUGGAAGGUGGCGAAGGCCGCUGAGGCGCGUGAGGCCGAGGCCGAGCGCCAACGCGAGCAGCGGGCUGCGCCCCCCGCUGCUGCGCCUGCUGGCGCGCGCGCCAUGGCCCAGCCUGCCGCUAGGGCCCCUGGCGGGGGUGGCGUUGCUGGCGGCGGCGCUGCGGCGAUGGCGGUCGACAUGCCCGACUUCGGCGCCAUGUCGGCGGAGGAGCUCGCGGCCUGGGCGCGCGAGCACAGCAUGCCCGCGGCCCUCUGGGAAGCGUUCGUAGCCAUGCGCGCCACUCUUUAAGGUGCUGGCGAUGAUGCUGGCAGUGAUGCUGGCAGCGAUGCAGGUGGCAGCGAUGCAGGAGGUGCGGAUGAUGAGCUUCGUGCCCUUCGCAAGCGUGGCCAGGAGCAGGUUCUCAGAGCCGAGGGCCAGGUUCGCUUGGAGUCCCUCCUCGCAGCUCGUGCCAAGCAUCGCACCGCCAAGCGCUUGCGCACGACCAAGGAUCAUACUGACGCGCAGUCUGUCGAAAUGCUCAAGCAAGUGGUGUCCGUGCCAGUGCCAGGUGGGCCGCCUCUUUAGCAUGGCCGCUAGCCGACCUGACCUCUCGUGUCGCGAGUCUUGCCCUUGCCCCGGGUAUUCAGUUGAUGGCAAGAAAGGUGAUGGAGUAUUGUUGGCGUAUUGCAACAUCACUUCGUGGUCGAAGAUUGCCAAAGACUUUGCGUCCGAGGUUCGUUGCAGUGCCCAUCAGAUUGCAGCAGCAUGUUUUUCCUGGUGCCAAGCGCGAGAUUGCCGCAAUGGGCUGGGGGGCACAUUUGCAGGCAGGCCUGUCUACGGG